GCCAUGCACGCCCUCACCGGCUUCUCUUUGGUCAGCCUGCUCAGCUUCGGCUACCUGUCCUGGGACUGGGCCAAGCCGAGCCUCGUGGCUGAUGGGCCCGGGGAGACGGACGCGGAGCCGCCCUCCACCGCUCCGCCCCAGCCUCCCCACAUCAUCUUCAUCCUCACCGACGACCAGGGCUACCACGACGUGGGCUACCAUGGGUCUGACAUCGAGACCCCCACGCUGGACCGGCUGGCGGCCGAGGGCGUCAAGUUAGAGAACUAUUACAUCCAGCCCAUCUGCACGCCUUCCCGGAGCCAGCUCCUCACCGGCAGGUACCAGAUCCAUACCGGAUUGCAGCACUCCAUUAUCCGCCCACGGCAGCCCAACUGCCUGCCUCUGGACCAGGUGACCCUGCCACAGAAGCUGCAGGAGGCAGGUUACUCCACCCACAUGGUGGGCAAGUGGCACUUGGGCUUCUACCGGAAGGAGUGCCUGCCCACCCGCCGGGGCUUUGACACCUUCCUGGGUUCGCUCACUGGCAACGUGGACUACUAUACCUAUGACAACUGUGAUGGCCCGGGGGUAUGUGGCUUUGACCUACACGAGGGGGAGAAUGUGGCCUGGGGGCUCAGUGGCCAGUACUCCACCAUGCUGUAUGCCCAGCGUGCCAGCCACAUCCUGGCAAACCACAGCCCCCGGCGGCCUCUGUUUCUGUACGUGGCCUUCCAAGCGGUCCACACCCCCCUGCAGUCACCUCGGGAGUACCUGUACCGCUACCGCACCAUGGGCAACGUGGCCCGGCGGAAAUACGCAGCCAUGGUGACCUGCAUGGAUGAGGCUGUGCGCAACAUCACCUGGGCCCUUAAGCGCUACGGUUUCUAUAACAACAGUGUCAUAAUCUUCUCUAGCGAUAAUGGUGGCCAGACUUUCUCAGGAGGCAGCAACUGGCCACUCCGAGGACGCAAGGGCACUUACUGGGAAGGCGGUGUGAGGGGCUUGGGCUUUGUCCACAGCCCCCUGCUCAAGCGAAAGCGAAGGACCAGCCGGGCACUGGUGCAUAUCACUGACUGGUACCCAACCCUGGUAGGCCUGGCAGGGGGCACUGCAUCAGCAGCCGAUGGGUUGGAUGGCUAUGAUGUGUGGUCAGCCAUCAGUGAGGGCCGGGCCUCACCACGCACAGAGAUCCUGCACAAUAUUGACCCACUCUACAACCACGCCCGAUAUGGAUCCCUAGAGGGUGGCUUUGGCAUCUGGAACACUGCUGUGCAAGCUGCCAUCCGUGUAGGUGAGUGGAAGCUCCUGACAGGAGAUCCUGGCUGUGGUGAUUGGAUCCCACCGCAGACACUGGCUGCCUUCCCUGGCAGCUGGUGGAACCUGGAGCGGAUGGCCAGCGUUCGCCAGGCUGUAUGGCUUUUCAACAUCAGCGCUGACCCUUACGAACGGGAGGACCUAGCUGGCCAGCGGCCCGACGUAGUACGAACUCUGCUGGCCCGCCUCGCUGAUUAUAACCGCACUGCGAUCCCUGUACGCUACCCUGCUGAGAAUCCCCGGGCCCAUCCUGACUUCAAUGGGGGUGCAUGGGGGCCCUGGGCCAGUGAUGAUGAUGAUGAUGAAGAGGAGGAAGAGGAAAGCAGGGCUCGCAGCUUCUCCCGGGGUCGCCGCAAGAAAAAAUGCAAGAUCUGCAAGCUUCGAUCUUUUUUCCGUAAACUAAACACCAGGCUGAUGUCCCAUCGGAUUUGAUGGGGGGGGGGAGGGGAGUGGUGGUGGCAGGGAUCUCGGGUCCCCUACAGCACUCCCCC
Messenger RNA from Dipodomys spectabilis (banner-tailed kangaroo rat), 1784 nucleotides. RefSeq names its product arylsulfatase family member I (gene Arsi). The record is from RefSeq and is a predicted model, not a curated record. The coding region runs from base 4 to 1725 and encodes 573 amino acids. Lineage: Eukaryota; Metazoa; Chordata; Mammalia; Rodentia; Heteromyidae. The transcript has 2 exons.